Molecule: messenger RNA, 1882 nt
Organism: Peromyscus californicus insignis
Lineage: Eukaryota; Metazoa; Chordata; Mammalia; Rodentia; Cricetidae
Gene: Tmem80
Product: transmembrane protein 80
Exons: 5
Coding region: 101-532 (143 amino acids)
Biological process (GO): non-motile cilium assembly
Cellular component (GO): ciliary transition zone
Source: RefSeq, a predicted model, not a curated record
CCGCCGUCGGCCGCCCGCAGCACCGCGCGGCGGGAGGAGCGAAGAUGGCGGGAGGGUGCGGCCAAGAGGCUGCUGGGAUUGUGGCGGACCCAGCGGCAAAAUGGCGGCCGUGCGGCCAGGGAGAGGCUCCUUCAAGGUGCUCUCGUCAGUUCCUCUUCAGAUGCUGUUUCACGUCAGUGGGCUGUACUAUGCCCUGUACUUCCUAGCUACAUUCCUGAUGAUUGCAUAUAAAAGUCAGGUUUUCAGCUAUCCUUGUAACUAUCUGGUCCUGGAUCUGGUCCUCUUGCUUCUGAUGGGGAUUCUCGAAGUAGCUCGGCUAUACCUAGGCACGAAAGGCAACCUGACCGAGGCUGAAGUGCCACUGGCUGCCAGCCUGGCAUUCACAGCACUCAGUGGCCUCCUUUCUGUUCACUUCCUGCUCUGGCAGACCUUGGUACUGUGGAUGGACUCGGUCCUCAGCACCAUUCUCCUGGUGCUGCAUGGGCUGGAGACUGGCUUGCAAGUGGUGGUCAUUGCUGACUUCAUCAGGUAGACAGACCAGGAUAACCUACAGAGCAGUGCUCCUCAGCUUCUAGUCAACUCCUUUGCUCCCAGACACAAAGGAUAUCUUUUUUUAUUGAUUGUCUGUAGAUGGAUGUAAAUGAUUUAUAAAUCUUUUUUUAGUGAGAGAGGUAUGGGAACCAGGGAGGGACAAACUUAGGAGCCUAGAUGUUGAAGUUGGCCAUCACGGACAGUAGUCAAUCCCAAGAUGUCCUCAUGUCAUGGGGCUGGGGUCCUGGCUGUAGCAGCAGGACCACCAGUGAUUGCCAGGCCAGUGGAAGGCAAAGCCCUUCAGGAAGUCAACAUCUGAGGGCAGCCCAGAGCACCACCCUCUCUCAGCCCCAGACAGCAGCAUCCUGGCAGAAGGACUUGGCUCUGUUGCUCUGUCACCAUGGGUUUUCUCAAAGGAAUGACUGACUUCCGUGCUUCCCACACUGGCCCUGCUUCUUGUUCUGAGAACCGCCUGUACAGUUUCCAGGCCUUAGUUCAGGCCUGGGAUCACUCUGGAGCUGCAGGAUGGCAGGUCCUGUGUUCCAGUGUCCCCCCAAUUUGGCUCCCCAUAAGGCCAGCACUGAAUAAAACUCUCUAGUUUCCAAAAGGAAACAAAAGCAAGUAUAUACCAGGUGUGGUGCCACACAAACACCUUUAAUCUCAGCACCCAGGAGGCAAAGGCAAGCCUGUCUUUGUAAAUUCAAAGACACCCUGGUCUACAUAGUGAAUUGCAGGUCAGCCAGGGUUGCAUAGUGAGACCUUGUCUUAAAAAAAAAAACAAAAAAACAAACCCACAAAAGCAAAAGUAGGGGGUGGGGCUGAAGAGAUGGCUUAGCAGUUAAGAGCACUGGCUGCUCUUCCAGAAGACCCAGGUUCAAUUCCCAGCACCUACUUGGCAGCUCACAUCUGUCUAUAAUUCCAGUUCCAGUGGAUUUGACAUCCUCACACAGGCAUACAUGCAGGCAAAACACCAAUGCACAUAAAAUAAAAAUAAAUAAGUUUUUUUUUAAAUAAACAGGCCAGAGAACUGUGUAUGUGAUGUUUACCUCAGCUACUUUUGGUGGGGUGGAGGGGUGGAGGGUGGUUUGUAGGGGACAGAGACAGAAUGGAAGAACAGCUUUUAGUCUAGGAGUCUGUCCCAGUCCCUUAAACUGUAGCUUCUGUCGAGUGCCACGUGAGUUCCGUCUCAUCUCCUGCUCUUCUAUCCCUAGCCCACUUUUUCUUAAGAAGUAUUUAAGCAGUUUUUUAAAAACAGAUUCUUUCAUUUGUUUCUGUUACGUGUUGUCUGUUUGGGACACUAUGUCUAAUCAUCCAGUUUCUCUUUUAAACAAUAAAUAAGUAGUUAUGCUGU